Messenger RNA from Olea europaea var. sylvestris, 444 nucleotides. Its product is annotated as heavy metal-associated isoprenylated plant protein 5-like. The coding region runs from base 1 to 444 and encodes 147 amino acids. NCBI's taxonomy places the organism in Eukaryota, Viridiplantae, Streptophyta, Magnoliopsida, Lamiales, Oleaceae. The record is from RefSeq and is a predicted model, not a curated record. The transcript is spliced from 3 exons.
AUGGAGAAAUAUUGCAGUGGAAGUGGCAUAGCAGUGAAAUGGAGAGCGAAGAAUUGCUAUAGUGUAAAGAGGGAUUUUACUGAAAUUGAAGCCUCUAACGGAGACAUUGACGGCAUUAUAGGAAAGAGGUUGAAAUUCUACCUCCCAGAAAGGAAGGCGGUGGCGGUGGUGAUAAGGGGAAAGUUUGACGAUGAUAAGGGAAAGGGUUGCAGCAAAGAAGGUGGUGAUGGUGGUGGUGAGAAGGAGAAGGAUGGUGGAAACAGCAAGGAAGAGGUUGGUGGAGAGAACAAGUUAGAGAUGGUCCAGAUGGGGAAUCCAUAUCCGUGUAUGUACGGGUCGGGUCAAUUGGGUGAGCAGUUUCAAUACCAUCCACAAGGAUAUGGACCCUACCAUGCGCCUCAAAUAUUUAGUGACGAGAACCCAAACGCUUGUAGUGUUAUGUGA